This is a messenger RNA of Delphinapterus leucas (beluga whale), 2875 nucleotides long. NCBI's taxonomy places the organism in Eukaryota, Metazoa, Chordata, Mammalia, Artiodactyla, Monodontidae. The record is from RefSeq and is a predicted model, not a curated record.
UCUCGGCAGGGCCCGCCCCUUGAUCCAGUCGGGUCCCGUCGCUCGGAUCCAAACCUUGCUGGCAGCAGGAGGCUGAGCCCACGCGAGCUAAGAUUUAAGAAUGACUUCCCUCUUGACUUACACUUUAAAAUAUCUUCCCAGUACAUCACAAUGGGCCCUCAGAUUUUCUGUGAGACCUCUGAGCUGUUCCUCCCAGUUACGAGCUGCCGCAGCUGUCCAGGCGAAAUCGAAGCAAACCUUAGCCAAACCCAACAUGAGGAACAUUGUGGUGGUAGAUGGUGUCCGCACUCCAUUUUUGCUGUCAGGCACUUCAUAUAAAGACCUGAUGCCACAUGAUUUGGCUAGAGCAGCGCUUUCGGGUUUGUUGCAUCGGACCAGUGUCCCAAAGGAUGUUGUUGAUUAUAUCAUCUUCGGCACAGUUAUACAGGAAGUGAAAACAAGCAAUGUGGCUAGAGAGGCUGCCCUUGGAGCUGGCUUCUCUGACAGGACUCCUGCUCACACUGUCACCAUGGCUUGCAUCUCUUCCAACCAAGCCAUGACCACAGCUGUCGGCUUGAUUGCUUCCGGCCAGUGUGACGUGGUCGUGGCCGGCGGUGUAGAGUUAAUGUCUGACGUCCCUAUUCGCCACUCAAGGAAAAUGAGGAAGAUGAUGCUGGAUCUCAGUAAGGCCAAGACUCUGGGUCAGCGACUGUCUUUAAUCUCUAAAUUCAGAUUGAAUUUCCUGUCACCCGAGCUUCCAGCAGUGGCCGAGUUCUCCACCAAUGAGACCAUGGGCCACUCUGCGGACCGACUGGCUGCCGCCUUUGCUAUUUCUCGGCUGGAACAGGAUGAGUAUGCACUGCGCUCACACAGCCUGGCCAAAAAGGCACAGGGUGAAGGACUCCUUUCUGAUGUCGUGCCCUUCAAAGUACCAGGAAAAGAUACAGUUACUCAAGAUAAUGGCAUUCGUCCUUCCUCCUUGGAGCAAAUGGCCAAACUAAAACCUGCAUUCAUCAAGCCCUAUGGCACAGUGACAGCUGCAAAUUCUUCUUUUCUGACCGAUGGUGCAUCUGCAGUGCUGAUUUUGGCAGAGGAAAAAGCUCUGGCCAUGGGUUAUAAACCGAAGGCAUAUUUGAGGGAUUUUGUGUACGUGUCUCAGGAUCCAAAAGAUCAGCUUUUACUUGGACCAACAUAUGCUACUCCAAAAGUUUUAGAAAAGGCAGGAUUAACAAUGAAUGAUAUUGAUGCUUUUGAAUUUCAUGAAGCUUUCUCAGGUCAGAUUUUGGCUAAUUUGAAAGCCAUGGAUUCUGACUGGUUUGCACAAAACUACAUGGGUAGAAAAGCCAAGGUUGGAUCGCCUCCUUUGGAGAAGUUUAACAUCUGGGGUGGAUCACUCUCCCUGGGGCACCCGUUUGGAGCCACUGGCUGUCGGUUGGUCAUGGCAACUGCCAACAGAUUACAGAAGGAAGGAGGCCAGUAUGGGUUAGUUGCCGCCUGUGCAGCUGGAGGGCAGGUAUGUCACAGAAGCUUCAUAGGAGCUUCCAGAAAGUCAUUUUCUUGGAAACAAAACAAAUUCAUCCAAGAAUGUUUGAUUUAGCUUAAUUUGAAACAGUCUUAGAGUGAUUUUUCUGAUGACAGACAACUGGGAAAAAAGCAGCCCAUUUUUGUGGGGAGGGAGUACAACUUUAAUUCUGAUAGUACUUUGAAAGGAAGAAUCUAUUUAAAUCCAAGUUAUUUUUUUCCCCUAAAAUAAUGUUUAUGUUUUUUGUUUAAAAAAGUUAUAUAUGCUCCUUAUGGAAAUUAUGAAAAUACAAAAAGUAUUUAGAAAAUAAAAUUAUAAUCACUUAUAAUCCCCUCAUCAGACACUAUCAUUAUUCACACUUUGAUAUAUUUUCUUCUUUAAUAAUAAAAUUUUAUCCAUUUAUCUAGUCACCAUGAGACGUUAUCCAUAAAAUCUCUCCAAGUCUUUCUUGAGAACUGAACUAUACCUUAAUGGAGAAUUAAUUUGCCUCUGGAUAACGUAUUGCUGUUUAGCUGAGGAAAAUUAUGGUUUUCUACAGAUUUUUUUUCUAUCUGCUUUACUUGUGUUACUGACGAAACUUCCUACCUGCUAUAGCAUUUCACGUGGGAAUAAAAUCCAAAAGGAAGGCUGGAUGUAAUCUUUUUUUUUUUUUCCAACCCUGAUGGAAACAGAUUUGAUUUUUCUCCAGAUAACAGAAACUAUCUGUUGCCGACCAAGAUGAAUCAGAUGUAAAAGUAUAAACAUCUUACAUUUAAAAGCCUUUAUUUAUGGCUUUUUCUCAGAGACUUUGAAGAAGCAAGAGAUCAGUUAUUUUUAGGUUGGAAUAUUUUAGACUUCACAAUCAGAAGUAUUUUCUAAUCUGUUGUAACUUCAUUUACAGAACACCAUGGUAAAUCAGGACUGGAGCCCUCCCUCUUAUCUUUCUAUGCCAAAUUUAAACGCGGGAGGUAACUAGUGCAUAGCAUUGUACACAGUGCAUAGUCCACAUAGGUUAACGUCCUUUGGGUUUGAGUGUUUGUUCCCUAAUUUUUUAAUCUAGCACAUAGAGGAUUAAUAACACAAUACUAGGUGCUUUUGUGGAUGAACAAAGAAUAAUAUCCAGUAUUAUUACUUACCUCUAGAAGUUUACAGUAUAGUGAAGAAGGAGAUGAUACAACUUAGAAACUAGAUUAAACUUGGCAUUGUUUCAUCAAGAGCCAAAUGCGUGCUACAAACAUGAUUAGAUCAAAGGAGGAAUCCAUCAUUGUGGAUCAGGGUUUCUGAGCUCUGGCACUAGUAACAUUUUGGGCCAGAUAAUUCUUUGUUGCGGGUGAGGGGACUGUGCUGUGUGUUGUAGGGUGUUUAACAUGGUCUCUACCCACUAGAUACCAGUAG